AUUCUGCCUUCGCACCCACUACCAGCCCGAUCACCGACCCGGCAAUCGAUUGUCCGGCUGCAGAUCUCACCAUGCUGCUGAAGUUUGUUUGCUCGCUGCUGCUGCUCCCUGCAAGCUUGCGCUCUGCUGCCGCUGUCGCCCCUGGAGUUCCCCCCGCAACUUCAGCACCUGCCUAUGAUAAAGCUUUGCAGCUUUCCAAAGCAGCAGCAGCAGCAGCGGGAGUCAAGCACCCUUUCUUUCUCCUGGAGCAGGAGCAGGAGCACCGAGCCGGCGGCAUCGUGCAGAGCAUAGAUCAGACCUACUCGGGGGGAGGCAAGGUGGGCUACAUCCUCUACGCGGGCGGGAAGCGGUUCCUUUUGGAUUUGGAGAAGGACGCGCUGCUCGGGUCUGCCGAGCAGCUGCUGCUGGGCAAAGGUCACUGCUACUACCGGGGCACGGUGGAUGGGAGCCCCCAGUCCUUGGCGGUCUUCAAUCUCUGUGGCGGGCUGGAUGGCUACUUUGCGGUCAAGCACGCCCGCUACACGGUGAAGCCUUUGCUGGGGGGGAAGGAGGAGGAGGAGGAGGAGCCCACUAGGGAGAAGAUCUACGACGACCAGUCUGCCCCGGUGCUACACCUCUUCUUCAGGGAUCAUUUCAGCUUCGAAACGCUGCCUUCGCGCCCCAGCUGCGAGACUCGCGGGUCUUCUUCCAGGCCCCCCAUUCCGGAUCGGAAGAGGCUGGCUCAGGGGCAGGAGAAGUUGGAGACAGAUUUCAACACCAGGGCAGCCCUUUCUCCCAGCCUCUUUGCCCCACAGGCGGGCUCUAGGAACAGAAAGAGGCGCUCCAUCUCCAGAGCCAGGCAGGUAGAACUUCUUCUGGUGGCUGAUGACUCAAUGGCCAAGAAGUAUGGCAAGGGUCUCCAUCAUUACCUGCUGACCUUAGCCACCAUUGCCUCCCGGCUUUAUGGGCAUGCUAGCAUUGAGAACCACAUCCGCUUGGUGGUGGUGAAGGUCGUGGUGCUGGGGGACAAGGAGAAGGGGCUGGAGGUGAACAAGAAUGCGGCCACCACACUGAAGAACUUCUGCAAGUGGCAGCACCAGCACAACCAGCUGGAUGACGAUCAUGAGGAACAUUAUGAUGCUGCCAUCCUCUUCACCCGUGAGGAUUUAUGUGGGCAUCAUUCAUGUGAUACUCUGGGAAUGGCUGACGUUGGAACCAUAUGCUCUCCUGAGCGCAGCUGUGCAGUGAUUGAAGACGACGGCCUCCAUGCGGCUUUUACAGUGGCUCACGAAAUUGGGCACCUCCUUGGACUCUCCCAUGAUGACUCCAAAUUCUGUGAGGAGAACUUUGGUUCCAUGGAAGAUAAACGACUUAUGUCUUCCAUCUUAACAAGUAUUGAUGCUUCCAAACCAUGGUCCAAGUGCACUUCAGCAACAAUAACAGAAUUUCUGGAUGACGGCCAUGGUAACUGUUUACUGGAUCAACCACGGAAACAGAUCUUGGGUCCUGAGGAGCUUCCAGGACAAACAUAUGAUGCCAUCCGUCAAUGCAAGCUGGCAUUUGGGCCUGAAUACACAGUAUGUCCUGGAAUGGAUGUGUGCUCUCGACUGUGGUGUGCGGUUGUUCGCCAAGGUCAGAUGGUGUGUUUGACCAAAAAGCUCCCUGCUGUGGAGGGGACGCCAUGCGGAAAAGGAAGGAUCUGCCUUCAAGGGAAAUGUGUUGAUAAAACAAAGAAAAAAUAUUAUUCGGCUUCAAACCAUGGGAACUGGGGCUCCUGGGGCCCAUGGGGACAGUGUUCUCGUACGUGUGGUGGAGGUGUUCAGUUUGCCUAUCGUCACUGCAAUAACCCAGCACCUAGAAACAAUGGUCGGUAUUGUACAGGAAAGCGGGCCAUCUAUCGUUCCUGUAACAUCCUGCCCUGUCCUGCAAAUGCUAAAGCUUUUCGUCAGGAACAAUGUGAAGCAAGAAAUGGCUACCAGUCAGAUGCAAAAGGUGUCAAAACCUUUGUAGAAUGGGUCCCCAAAUAUGCAGGAGUGCUUCCAGGAGAUGUUUGCAAGCUCACCUGUCGAGCGAAAGGAACUGGCUACUACGUAGUUUUCUCUCAAAAGGUAACUGAUGGAACAGAAUGUAGGCCGUAUAGCAAUUCAGUAUGUGUCCGUGGCAAAUGUGUGAGAACAGGAUGUGAUGGCAUUAUUGGCUCAAAGCUCCAGUACGAUAGAUGUGGCAUCUGUGGAGGAGACAACUCCAGCUGCACAAAAAUUAUGGGAACUUUUAAUAAAAAGAGUAAGGGUUACACUGAUAUUGUGAAAAUACCAGAAGGAGCAACACACAUCAAAAUUCGACAGUUCAAAGCUAAAGACCAGAGCAGGUUUACAGCUUAUUUGGCCCUAAAGAAGAAAAAUGGUGAGUACCUUGUCAAUGGAAAGUACAUGAUCUCAACUUCGGAAACCAUCAUCGACCUCAAUGGAACCGUCAUGAACUACAGUGGCUGGAGUCAUAAAGAUGAUUUCUUGCAUGCAAUGGGGCAUACAGGCACAAAAGAGAUCCUUGUAGUACAAAUUCUUGCAACUGACCCAACAAAACCACUGGAUGUUCGUUACAGUUUCUAUGUGCCAAAGAAGCAAGCCCAAAUGACAAACUCUGUCACUAGCAACAGCAGUAGUAACAAAGUGUCACCAGCCCUCACACAACCUCAGUGGGUGACUGGACCAUGGCUUUCUUGCUCUCGAACAUGCGAUACAGGCUGGCACACAAGAACUGUUCAGUGUAAAGAUGGGAAUGGAAAAUUAGCUAAAGGAUGUCUUCUGUCUCAAAGACCUUCAGCAUUCAAGCAGUGCUUGCUAAAAAAAUGUUAACCUGUGGUUGUGAGCUUCUUAAAAAGGAGUCUUGUUAAGUCAUAGUUGACAUUGUGACACAAAGUCUACCCAGGCACAGAGAAAUGCCAACACUUCAACUUACUUUCAUAUAGUCUGAAAUUAUGGGCAGAAUCUGCCUAUGUGGACCAAAUGAAGAUAUGCACUGCUAGUGAUAGUGAGAAGAUCUUAAAUAUGUCAAAGGCACUAAGCAUUAGUUGUUACAAGCCCUCUGUAUCUGCAAAUAAGAAGAGGAUAAACCAGUGAAUGGGUGAUAAUGAUUUAUCUGAAGGUUACAGAAUCAUCUCCCUUUUCUCACCUACCUCUAACACAGUAUGUCCUUAGACAACUUGUCAUAGAUACCCAUGAUACCACAAUAGCUUAUUUUAUACUAUUUGUAAAUACCUUUGCUUUGGUAUGUCAUUUUAUUUCACUUGAUCUUCAUUUGAAAGAACAACCUUUCUAUAUGAUACAAGUGAUUGACCAAAGUAUCUCUGUAGCCAUUGUGAAUUCCACCUUUUCAAAAAUGGCUGUGGAUAUUUUACUGGAAAACUGAGAUCUUGCUGCUUUUUUAAAGAUUUAAUACACUUUUGACAACAGGAAAUCAUUUCCAUUCUAGGAGUUUCCUGACAACAGAGUUUGGUUCAAUAUUAAUGCCUUUUUAACUAGAAACUCUCAUCCAUGGAUACUUCCGCAGCCAGGAAAAAAAAAUAGCUGCUAGUAUGCUUCUUUUAAAGAAAGGGAGAAAAAAGAACAUACUCUAUUAUAUAUUAGUAAUUUAGAGAACAAAAAAUAUCUAUGAAAAUAAUCAACAACACAAUCUAGACUGUGCCCCCACAUACACCAUAGGGCAUGUGCAGCCAUCUACAUGACAGGAAGACUAACCAAGAAGAGGGUCAGAGGAAGGGAAUUCCACAGGCAGAAGAGGGAGAAGGGAAGGAGGACUUGGUGAGGCAUUAUAUCAUGCCCCAAGUGUUUUCUAGUUCAAAUAUUUUCAAGCCUGUUCACAUAUUUUCUCUGUUAGUUUUAUUGUGGCUUCUACUGGAAAUCUAACAAUGUGUAAUGUAUCAAUUGUCUAUUGAAAAACUAGUUGUCAAAAAAAAGCAAGUGGUUUCUUGCAUUUAGCAAUGAUUGGUCCAGUAUUUCUAACUUUCGUCAAAUACCCUGGUCUGGAUGGUUUAUCCAAGAUCUAAUGUCCAAAUUGCCCCAUUAUUUUGAAUGGGGGCCCCAAUGUGAAGGUGCAGUCUUUUGUACAAGUAGACUUGGUCUUUCUGUUGAAAUGAAUGGGGCAUUUUUUUCAUGUGCACAUGAACACACCCAUGCCUGUAAACCGCUAGGAUACCCAUGCACUAUUUUUAAAAACAGAAAACAUUUAUGCUUGAAAACUGCAUAUUUUUUUAAGAUACAGGUCUGACAUGGUAGUUGCAGCAGGUGCUGGUAGCUGAUAUGAUCCGCAGCUCCCUGACAAUGGAAGGAGGGCUGUGGAUCUGCAAGCAGCCUUCACGGAAGGCUUCUUUGUGCAGCAGACUGGGAGCGGAGGGGGAAGGGGAGAGAUUGUUGCUUCUCUCUCUUGUCUCAAAAGCCCUUUCUCCUUGUAUAAAUCUGUUCGCGAGGGCUGUGUGACCCUCAUGAACAGACUUAUACACGUAGAAAGGCUUUUAGACCGCUCCACACUCAGUCCACUGCACAAAGCAGUCUGCAGCACAAGGGCACUGAGGGCUGCUGGCAGAUCCACAAUCUGCCUUCGCUGCUAAAGGGCUGAGGAUCAUGUUGGUCAAUUUUCUACAGAUCAUUUCCACAGAGCAAAGAGAUAUUUUUCAUAGGCAAAGAAGUUUUCAGUUUUUGCAAGGUUACAGAUAAAUACCUCAUCGGAAAUCUAAUGAAAUUAAUUAACAAUUGGAUCAUGUUUAUGUAAUAUGAAUAAAAUAUUGAGUAUGGGUAAAUUCAGAGGUGAAUUUAUUUUCAUCAUAAUAACAGAUGAAAAUAAAUUCACCUCUGCUCCUAAUAUCCUCCACAAAUAUUGAAAUAAAUAGUUUCUAACCUCUCAGACCUCCAUGGGAAUUAGUUAUGGAUUUCAGGAGAGUCAAGAUUAGAUUCUAAAUAUCCUGAUUUCGUUAAUCACUGAAAUUUCAUUCCCAGUUUUGAGGGAGUACCCUAAUGAUAACAGGAGGUCAUCUGUGAUGAGUGACAGUUGCAUUCUCAUCUCUGCAGAUCAUUACAUGAUUGAAAAAUGAAGGUGCUUUUGUUAGGUACACAAUGUGGAAGUCCAGACAGUUUUGUUUUUAAGUGUGGCCUCCAGAAAGUGCAUGGAUAUAGAAAAAGACAGCUAUGUACCAAUAGAGCUCUAGUCUCAUGAAGGUACACAUGAUUAAUUGUGGCAGAAUGUGAAUAGAGACAGAAAUGCACAUCAAGAUGAGUAUCAGAAUGUGUGUUCUAUUGAAAGAAACAAAAUAAAAAUGUGCAUCUGAGAAACAUCUGAUUCCUGAUCCAAAGAGCUGCUCCAUAUGAGAUGGGAAGAAAUGUCAGUUUAGUGCAUUAUUUCAAUCAUGUUCUAGUCCAAAUUAUGUCAGUUUCUAGACUUUUUAGCCAUUCUCUUGUACCAUAGAUAAUUUCUUUUUAAAAAUGCUUAAGUGCAUAAUCAAAGAUUAACAUUUCCUAAUCAUCAGGGGAUAUGGCUGAUUUCUCUCUCUAAAAAAGGUAGUAGCACCAACAUUUUUUUUUAAAAAAAGAGCAUCAAGCUGGUGUGAUUAUUUAAAAUAUUUAUUAUUUUCAAGAAUAAAUCUUAUUUGGCCCCACCUUGAGGUUCAACUGUCUUCUUGAAGCUUUCCUACACAAAUUCCUUUUGAACAGAAUCCUGAGGUGCACAAUCCUGAGGUGCUUGAGAUAACUCAAAUAGAGUUACAUCAGUGUAUUAGUUUCCCCUUACACUUAAGAUUUGUCAUACAGGAAGCCUUAAAAUGAACAGAAUCUAUUCAAGAACAAUAAAAGGAGAACUCAAAGGGGGAGAAGCAACUGAAAUGAAGCCAAGUACAGAGGUGGUAUAAAUGGUGGUUUUGGUUGCAUAACUUAGAUUAACGUAUGGAAAAAAUGUUAAUUUCACAGCUUUGUUAUUGUAGUAUGAUUGCUGACACAUUUGCUAAUUAAUUUUGGCAAGAAAGGAAACAUGAAAGAGGAUUGUAUGUUUUUGCCUUUUCCUACAUCUUUCUGUACUAUUUGUGUUACAUCUCCAGUUCCUGCCACAUUGUAUUGUGCACUCACAAUGUGAAACUGGUGUCAAUUGCAUCAUUUUUAUAGUGUUGGAAUCAGGUCAGUUGCAAGGACUCUGAUAUAAUCACUGCCUGAUUGACUGCUGGGUUAUUCUAUAUUUCUCUGACAAUUAUACUAACUAAAUAGGAACACAUCGAAUGAUAAAGUCACAACUGCUAUUAUAAUUCUGAGAAUCUCUGCAUUAAAUGGAGCCAUCCCACUAGCCUCAGCAAUGAAAGCUGGCUUUCUGAAUUACGUUUAACACUAGAAAACCAAACUAUAACCUUCAGACCACAUGGUGUCAUUGUAGAGAACUCACUGGAGACUAGUAGAUUGAAGAUUGCCACCAAAACCUAUUGAAAAUGGUCAAUAUGUUGACCAUAAAACCUUCCCAUUGAAACAGUCUAUCUUAUGAGUGGAAGUGGGAGGAAAUGUUAGUGAUUGACUAGUUGUUUUUAAAAAACACAAAAAACCUAAAAAGCAAAGUAGCACUGAAAAAAAUAAUUUAUUGUUUUUACAAAUUGGUAUGUGAAUGGAUGUAAUGAAUUUAUUUAUUCUUAUUUAACGUGAAGUGCCAAUUGUGAACAUUCUUCUAUAUUUAAAAUGUUUUGCUAUUACUGCUUUGUCUGUCGUACCCUUGUUUUUUAAAAAGCCGUAUAUUUGAGUGGAAAGUACUAUGUGAAUUUACCAACGCACAGCA
This is a messenger RNA of Hemicordylus capensis (graceful crag lizard), 6777 nucleotides long. RefSeq names its product ADAM metallopeptidase with thrombospondin type 1 motif 5 (gene ADAMTS5). Lineage: Eukaryota; Metazoa; Chordata; Lepidosauria; Squamata; Cordylidae. Gene Ontology annotation, molecular function: metalloendopeptidase activity; zinc ion binding. The coding region runs from base 72 to 2834 and encodes 920 amino acids. The transcript has 8 exons. Gene Ontology annotation, biological process: extracellular matrix organization; proteolysis. The record is from RefSeq and is a predicted model, not a curated record.